Messenger RNA from Schistocerca piceifrons (Central American locust), 2004 nucleotides. RefSeq lists its product as uncharacterized. The record is from RefSeq and is a predicted model, not a curated record. NCBI's taxonomy places the organism in Eukaryota, Metazoa, Arthropoda, Insecta, Orthoptera, Acrididae. The transcript has 5 exons. The coding region runs from base 1 to 2004 and encodes 667 amino acids.
AUGGGGCAUUCGAAACACUCAAGAAAGAGGAAGCGAAGGGAAACGUCGUCGUCCUCAUCUGAAGAUGAAGAAGACACAUCAUCUGAGGAGGAAACAUCAUCUUCAGCUCAGCAGACAUUUCAGUGGCUUCAGGAACAAAUGAUUUCAUUUCAGCAGCGACUGAAUGAACUGCAGCGGAAUGUGAGUGCACCUAAACGAAAAUCGCAAACCUGCCAGCAAAUUCAGCAGGAGAUAUAUUUACUUGAGGAAAGAAAGAGUAUAAUUCAGCAAGAGAUGGAUACUUAUCAGCAGAACGAAGGGCAACAAACAGAGGAUUUAGAUCCUCCCGAUCAACCAUCUGUUUCUCCACAGCACACUCCUCCACAGUCACCGAAGUACUCUCCCCCACCGCUGGAGCCGCGAGUAUUGCGGCCUCGUACAACAAAACCGACACCGGGGACAUCUUCACGCGGCAGAGGGAGACCACGUCGAAGCAGCCAAUGGAGCUCAGAGGACAUCCCUUUGCAGCCACUGGAGCAGAGCGCGGGUUACGCAGUAGCGGGACCCUCAGGAAUACGUAGACCCUCCAGGAAGCCUAGAGACCACCAGUCAAGCGAUGAUGAUUCGAGCUCAGGCGAUACCCCAAAGCAGCCGCCGGAUUACGCAGUAGCAGGACCCUCCGGAGUGCUGGGACCAUCCAGAAAGAGGGGACGCUACAGAGAGCCGAAUGACCGUCAGUCAAGCGAUAACGGUCUGGGCAAAGGCAGUCGGGCAAUGGAGCAGCAGAAACCGUUAGUGCGGGUGCAGGGAACUCCAGGGAAUGCUGGACAGAUGCACCACACUGCAGCCGCCGCCGAUGGGCCAGCACGCCACCUAAGGUCGGCAAAUGCCAAACGAAUCCAACCGCGUGCCCCUGCGACGGUUGAUGACCCGACGACUGAAAGAGUGCCUUUCGCUUCUGCAGUACAGGAGGAGAGGCAGCCGCUGUUGCGUGCAUUGCUAUCAGCUAAGCCGGCAUCAGAUAGCACAAUACAGUCACCUGUGGCUACUAGCAAUGUACGCCCGCACUGUAAAGGAUACAGAAAACUGAAAACUGAAUGGAUGUUACGCGCACCACUGGUAACAGAUUACCCAUCUACGGAGCAGCAGACAGUCUCAGACAUGCUGCCAGAAUUACAAAGAUCUGAAAGACGACGUUCCAGUCCAACAUCAGAGACGCUUGAAUCACCGACGACACAGCAGCAGACGUCCAGAUUCGUGAACGAAGGAGUGACAAGUUCGCUAGAUACAUUGGCUGCAACUGCCUGCGCAGUGAAAAUGCAACAGUCAGUAUCAAAACGAUCUGAAAUACAGGCUACAGACUUAGCGCCACCAACGUUUGAUUCGCUGAUGACACAACAACAAACAUCCACCUUUGUGAACAAACCAGAGCCGAUGAGCGGAUACUCUCUAGAAACCUUAGCGGCAGCUGCUAGCUUAUUGGAACUACACAGAGGUGAAACACAGCGUACCGCUGCAACGACGGAAUUCCCGAAACCACCGCCGCGGAAGUCCACGCCACAAACUCAAAAAGUGUCAAGUUUCCGACGGUAUUUGGAGCCUCUCACAACUGCUGGCAACUCACUACUACCGCAGCCUCAGUUAUGUACGGCGUCAGCCACGCCGACCCACUCUCAGCUUCCGUCCGACAACUCAUCGGUUCAGCUUGUAGAAGCAGAUUCUGCGACUGUGUACGGCGACCCACGCCGGGCGCCACAGGCAAUUGAGACAUUGGUAGAUGGCCCACAGGAAGUGCCAAUGCCACGACCGGCACAUCUGCUGCAGCUGACACACCUCUUCAUGAAGUACAGUGCUCCACAAUGCCCACCUGCCCCUUAUGCCAUCCCGCUCCGACCGCCGCUGGACCGUGGCGGCCAUCAGCGGAAGACCAGUGACGUCAUCCAAAUGGCCGACCGUGCAACAGCUGAUCUUGCUGUUAGUGUUGCCAUCUCCUUAUCCGUGCGCGAAGAUCCAAUGUCGGAGUAA